Messenger RNA from Lampris incognitus (smalleye Pacific opah), 2712 nucleotides. RefSeq names its product endoplasmic reticulum protein 44 (gene erp44). The record is from RefSeq and is a predicted model, not a curated record. The coding region runs from base 99 to 1328 and encodes 409 amino acids. NCBI's taxonomy places the organism in Eukaryota, Metazoa, Chordata, Actinopteri, Lampriformes, Lampridae. The transcript has 11 exons.
GGCUCGUCGUCCGUUUCCUCCUGCCCAGUGAGGAGAGCGCCGUCGAGAGACCGGGAAGAAGGGGAGACGUCCGAAACACCCACUAACUCCGUUGUACCAUGAAACCGUUACCCGUGUUACCGUCUCUCGAAAUCAGCGUCCUCCCGAUCGUGCUGCUGGUCAUGGGCCUCUGUACACCUGGACAAACAGAGAUCACGAGUCUGGACACAAGCAACAUUGACGAUAUUCUCAAUAAAGCUGGGGUGUCGUUAGUGAAUUUCUAUGCAGACUGGUGUAGGUUCAGUCAGAUGCUCCACCCAGUCUUUGAGGAAGCAUCUAAUUUGGUCAGAGAAGAGUUCCCCGACACGAGCCAGGUGGUGUUUGCCCGUGUCGACUGUGACCAACACUCGGACAUAGCCCAGCGGUACCGGAUCACAAAGUACCCAACUCUGAAGCUGUUCCGCAAUGGGUUGAUGAUGAAGAGGGAGUACAGAGGUCAGAGGUCUGUGGCAGCCAUUGCUGACUUCAUCCGUCAGCAGAAGGUCGACCCCGUCAAAGAGAUACAGUCACUGCAGGAAGUUGACGCUGUGGACAGGAGCAAGCGAAACAUCAUUGGUUUCUUUGAAAAAAAGGAUUCUGAUAACUACCACACAUUUGAGAAGGUCAGCAACAUCCUUCGAGAUGACUGCGUGUUCCUGGCUGCCUUCGGUGCUGUGUCAGAGUCGGAGAGGUUCAGUGGAGACAAUGUGAUCUACAAACCGGUGGGGGAAAGUGUUCCUGAUAUGGUCUACCUGGGCUCACUCACCAACUUUGACCUGACCUACGCCUGGGCCCAGGACAAGUGUGUGCCGCUGGUCAGGGAGAUCACUUUCGAAAACGGAGAGGAGCUGACUGAAGAGGGAAUACCAUUCCUCAUUUUGUUCCAUGUGAAGGAAGACGCAGAAAGCUUAGAGAAGUUCCAACAUGAAGUGGCUCGCCAGCUCAUCAGCGAGAAAGGGUCAAUAAAUUUCCUGCAUGCAGACUGCGAGAAGUUCCGCCAUCCACUGCUGCACAUCCAGAAGACCCCAGCUGACUGCCCCGUCAUUGCUAUAGACUCAUUCAGACACAUGUAUGUCUUCCCCGAGUUUAAAGACCUGCUUGUCCCUGGCAAGCUAAGGCAGUUUGUUUUGGACCUUCACUCUGGGAAGCUACACCGAGAGUUCCACCACGGACCCGACCCAACAGACAGCACACCUGGACAGGAGGAUACGGGAGAACUGGCCAGCAACCCCCCAGAGAGUUCCUUCCAGAAGCUCGCCCCCAGUGAAACCCGUUACACCAUUCUCAGCAGGGACCGCGACGAGCUGUGACCCUGACGGCCUUCCAGCGAUCCAGUGACUCCACGCCAUGCCCCGGGGUCAGGGAGGGGGUUAGGGUUGGGACAGGCUAGUGGGAGGAAACCGCAACACCCAACACCCUUACUGAAGAAAGAGGGAGGGGGAGAAAGGAAAGUAGUCCAUAACACAACCGUGUUGGAAUAACCUAUAUUUUCAUAACUCUUAUGCGUACAAUUUUUUUAUUUUGGAUAAAAACGCAGGGGUCGGGUGGGAGCAAAAAAAAAUGUGUACGUGGGGUGAGGUGAGGGGCAUUAGGAUAUGAAGAGAACCGUUUUAAACUUUUAUUUUUCAGAGGCUUGUAAAUAUGUUUGUGCUACGUGGUGGGCGUGUCUGUCAUCAUUGGUCUAAAUUAAAUGCAGAGUUUUCUUUAUUUUAUUCUUUUCAACAUCCUGUUUUUGUUUUUUUAAUGGGGGGGGGGGGGUUGAAACAAAACAAAAAAAAAACUUAAGAGUGCGUUCCCUCACUCGAAUUCUGUGGUUCCAGUCUGGGUAGUCCAGUCUGUCUUAUAGUGGGAGAGGUCUGUGGAGGGUCACUGACCGGAUAGCUGCAUCUCAAUAGGGCCGAGACCUAGUCACCUGCGUAGCACAAUGUAUGACGUGUUUGUUGGCAGCGGCUUCUUUUCCUUACCGUCUCCUGUUCACUCGGAAACCCAUGAAAGAACGGAGAGUGAGAGUUAUUCCCGACUGCUUCGCUUACCAUCGAUUCACAUCAGAACCCGAGGCAGAAGAUGAGGAGGGGGGGGGGCCCACUCUAGACUAUUGAGAUCCACCCCUCAUCUCCCUGGUACUAAACAGUUAUUGAUGAUAAUGAUGAUGUCACUGAUUUGCCAUAGAGCCCCCUGAGCUGCGUUCAGAAAUUAAAAUGGUUCAAAAAAUUUUUUUUGUUUGGAGAUGAUGUAGUCCAACAUGAAUGACUUUUCUUUUUUUCUUUUCUUUUUAAUGUUUUCAUCCUGGUGGAGAGUGACUACAUCUUUCCUGUAUCUGGCCCCAGUGUUUCAAAGGUAAAGACUUGGAAAGACUGUAACCUGGGACUCGGUAGUCGCCGUCUAUAAAAUGGCGUCCUCCCUAUAGGUUCAGCGUUUUGUCAGGUCUCAUUCCCCGAGGGGUCAAAACCAGUUUGAAUGGAGCGGAGACACGAGGCCAGAUUAAGUGGCACCGGGACACAGCGGCCAUGUUCAUGCCACGCAUCCUACCUUUCCAUAGAAAGGACCACGGAUUCCUGCAAAGCUGACAUAUCAGCCUGCGGGGGAGAGGAGAGACUGAGGGGCAGGGACGCCAUUUCCAAACCAAGUCAUCUCAGCAGGGGAAGAAGACUGAACAAAUGGGAACAAAAAGUAAAUUAAAACCAUUUUACAGGA